CGCUUUAAUCUUUCCCCUCCUUUUUCCCUUUAAAAUCCCCUCCCCAGUUCUUCCUCCUCGCCUUAUCCACCAUCCAUCGAUCUGCUGCUGCUGCUGCUGCUGCUCUCCAUCUUCUCGCACGCGUUUUCUCUCUCUCUCUCUCUCUCUAUCUCUAGCAGCUGAUUCGUCUCCGGCUCCGCAGGCGUUGACGUCAACUGCUUAGGAUCCUUCUGCUUGAGAAGCAUAUUGGUUUGUCUUAACUCAUCUCUAUUUGUACUAAUUUUAGUUCAAAUUUCUUUGUUGCCUAUAGGCAGCCCACUCUCUCCAGGAAGAUGGAAGUAAGAGGGGGCUGAAGCUUUUCAGUUUUAUCACUUUGACUGUUGUAGGGAAAUGUGUGGACGGAGAACCAACUUCGGGAGCCUGGAAAAUACUCUGCUUCAAUCAUCAAGAACAAAAUUCUCUAAAAGCAGAAGUUCUGGUAUGGAAUUUGAGUCAGAUUGGACAAAGCACCGAAAGACCUCAGCAUAUGCUGCAUUAGCAAUCCGUUCCGCCACAUCUUUCAUGCCUUGGUCCCUUAAAAUUCCUAUAGCUGAAGGUUACCAUGAAUUUCUCUAAUUAGAAGGCCUUCCUUUCGAGUUAACUCGUCCUUGGGGAGGUCAAUCCAUCGGUACGAGAACCAUUCACUCUUUUCUUCAGUGCAGCGUCAUCUUGAGAAAUGCCUUGUUUUGUGAGUGAGAAGAAAAGAUCCACGGAACAGGCCAUGUUUUUCUCCAAUUCAGUCCACGAAAGCACUCCAGCUCGUUCGAAAAGUAACCUUCCUAUAGCAACUCCUAUUGCUGAUGAUUUUGGCAGUCCCAUUCUUCCUGGACUGCCUGAUCAUGUGGCUGAUCAUUGCCUUGCACUAGUUCCUCGUUGCAACUUUCCAUCAAUGGGUGCUGUCUGCAAGAAGUGGAGGACAGUGCUCCAAAGCAGAGAAUUCCUUAUAGUGCGAAAAUUAGCAAAGGUUGUUGAGGAGUGGCUGUAUGUGUUAACUAUGGAUGCUGAAGGAAAGGAAAGCCACUGGGAAGUCUUCGACUGUUUGGGACACAAGAUCCGGCAACUUCCCCUAAUGCCUGGUCCAGUGAAAUCCGGGUUUGGAGUGGUGGUUCUUAAUGGAAAGCUAUUUGUCAUGGCUGGUUACUCCUCAUUAGAUGGACCAUGCUCUGCUUCUGCAGAAGUUUACCAGUAUGAUUCUUGCCUGAACAGUUGGAGCAAACUAGCAAGCAUGAAUGUGGCUCGCUAUGACUUUGCUUGCGCAGAAGUCAAUGGACUCGUAUAUGUGGUUGGAGGCUAUGGAAUUGAAGGUGAAAGUCUCUCCAGUGCUGAAGUGUACGACCCUGAUUCUGAUAAGUGGACUCUCAUCGAGUCUCUUAGGCGACCAAGGUGGGGAUGCUUUGCGUGCAGCUUUGAAGGGAAGCUCUAUGUGAUGGGUGGACGAUCAAGCUUCACCAUUGGGAACUCAAGGUUCGUUGAUGUAUACAAUCCCGAGCAGCACACCUGGUGCGAGAUGAAGAAUGGACGCGUCAUGGUCACUGCCCAUGCUGUGCUUGGAAAGAAGCUGUUCUGUAUGGAAUGGAAGAAUCAGAGGAAGCUUGCCAUAUAUAAUCCAGAAGACAAUUCCUGGAGUACGGUGCCCGUUCCUCUUACAGGGAGCUCAAGUAUAGGGUUCCAAUUCGGUAUAUUGGAGGGGAAGCUCUUGCUAUUUUCACUUAAAGAAGAUCCGGAGUACCAUACAUUGUUAUACGAUCCCAAUGCUGCCCCGGGCUCUGAAUGGCAGACUUCUGAGAUAAAGCCAUCAGGUUUGUGCUUGUGCAGUGUGACAAUAAAAGUGUGAAGCUUUUAACUACUUGAACCCAAGAGUUCUGCCAAAGUUUGGAAUGUACCAUCCCAUCCCAUAAACACUCGGUUAUCUCGCACUUUUUUGAAAUCAGGUCACAGGGGCCAGAUUGUUUGUUUUAGCUGUAGCUUCUUGUUCCGAUUGUCAUGCUUGGAUCACAUUUCUGAAUGUUUUUAAUUUUGCAUCUUGAUAUGUACUUUGUUUGCUAUUAAGUUGUCUGGUACUUUGAACUGUCGAGGCAUGUGUCAAGGUAUGACUGCUCUAUCAGGAAGUAGCAACAUCUCUCUACGCUAAAUGCGGUGAGAUCAUGUUCUAGACAAGUUCAGAUAUGAAGUUUAUCCAUAUAAAUACCAGGUACACUGA
This is a messenger RNA of Eucalyptus grandis, 2218 nucleotides long. Its product is annotated as F-box/kelch-repeat protein At1g67480. The coding region runs from base 695 to 1852 and encodes 385 amino acids. Gene Ontology annotation, molecular function: protein binding. NCBI's taxonomy places the organism in Eukaryota, Viridiplantae, Streptophyta, Magnoliopsida, Myrtales, Myrtaceae. The record is from RefSeq and is a predicted model, not a curated record. The transcript is spliced from 4 exons.